Molecule: messenger RNA, 3049 nt
Organism: Uranotaenia lowii
Lineage: Eukaryota; Metazoa; Arthropoda; Insecta; Diptera; Culicidae
Gene: Rab6
Product: ras-related protein Rab6
Exons: 7
Coding region: 410-1042 (210 amino acids)
Molecular function (GO): GTP binding; GTPase activity
Source: RefSeq, a predicted model, not a curated record
AAAGCAAUCGCCUCGACUGUCAACGCGAAACUUGCAGCGGAGUCGAAAUCCAAAAAGUGUAAUGUCACUAGUUUUUCACUGGAGAUAGCGCAGAUUAACGCCAACAUUGCCAACUCUCGUCAUCGUCGCCGUUUCGUCGUCGUUGUCGGGGCCUAAAUUUCGAUCCCGGUUCCGUGUUCCGGAUUGUUCCGAGGUUUUUCCGUUCAAGUGGAAAGUGUAUCUACGGUAAGCGGGUUUUACCGUACGGGGGAAUCGAUUUUCGAUCCCCGAUACCAGGAAAGUUCGGAAGUGCAAGUGCAGUUUUGCGGGAAGUGCCUGUAGGUCCGGGGGUUUCUGGUGCAAGGAAUAUAUCCAGCUCUAGUGUGUUCAAGUGACAAGUGGCAGGAAUCGCGCAGACAACAGCAGCACGAUGUCAUCAUCCGGCGAUUUUGGGAAUCCGCUGCGGAAGUUCAAACUGGUGUUUCUCGGGGAACAAAGCGUUGGCAAAACUUCACUAAUAACACGGUUUAUGUACGACAGCUUUGAUAACACAUACCAGGCCACCAUCGGUAUAGACUUCCUGUCGAAAACCAUGUACCUCGAGGAUCGAACCGUCAGACUACAACUGUGGGACACGGCCGGACAGGAACGGUUCCGAUCCCUCAUACCCUCGUAUAUCCGGGACUCUACCGUAGCGGUAGUAGUUUACGAUAUUACAAAUGCAAACUCAUUCCACCAGACCUCAAAAUGGAUCGACGACGUGCGGACGGAACGUGGCAGUGACGUCAUCAUCAUGCUAGUGGGCAACAAAACUGACCUCUCGGACAAACGCCAAGUUUCGACGGAAGAGGGCGAGCGGAAAGCAAAAGAACUGAAUGUGAUGUUCAUCGAAACGAGUGCGAAAGCCGGCUACAACGUGAAACAGCUUUUCCGACGAGUGGCCGCCGCCCUGCCCGGUAUGGAUUCGACCGAGAACAAGCCCCCAGAAGACACUGUCGAUCUGCAAACUCAACCCUCGAACUCCGGCGAUCAACAGGAUUCGGAAGGUGGCUGCAUGUGUUAAAACGAGGUGGCGAUCGCGCUUCAACGUUUCGAAUAAGUACUAGCAAACCAAAACCAAAAACAACAUAAAACAAGAAACUCAACAAGGCGAACCUCUCACUCAAAAUCUCACUCAGUGAAUGGUGCGUGUUCAGUUAGUGGUUCAAGCUGAUUGCAAAGAUCGGAUCAAGGAUGCGCACGCAAAACCGAAAAAAAUGCUGCUUUAAUCGGAAUGUUCUUUCAUUUGUGGGUGAAUCUUUAUAAUUUUUAUUGCAAAUUAGGGACAGAGAUUGGGUAAACACAAAACCCGUAAGUGGCUGCAGUGGAGACAAAAUCAAAACGAUGUUUUGCGUCAUUUAGCUGAUCGAAAGGGCAAGCAAAUGGAAGAGUUCAAUUAUGAGAGUUUAGCAUGGAUUAAUACAGAAGGAAAAUAACCCUAGGACUUAUAAAAUUUAGCUAUGCUGUAACUAAAAAACAAGAAAGAAAUCAGAAAAAAUCAUUCAUCUUAACCAAAUAUAGGUCAUGAACAAAAGUGAAGCACAAAAAAUCAUGUUUUAAACUUAAUGCAUCAAUCGUGGGAGGUCAGUGAACAAUAGAAAUAGAACUCAUUAAACUAAAAGCGCAAUGCAUGAUCCCAGCUAACAAUCGCUAGAUCUAGUUUAGAUUGCAAAAGCUAGAAUAAAAUGUACAUGGUAUGGAUUUCAGUUUUACGAAAUCAAUUGAGGUUUGUUCUAAAUAAACCUUCUGAUUUUGUGUAAAAUGCGUUUCAUCCUUUCACCUAUCGUUCGAUUGGUAAAAAAAUUGCAAUGAAAACAGUGUGUUGUAACAAAAGAAAAAAAAUCCUUUAGUAAAAACAAAGUUAAUAAAUAAUCCCACCCUUCUCCAAGUAUUAAAUCUUAUCAAUUAGUUUUCAAAUUCAUUUUAAAUUAUGGAACGCAUGUUCGCAAAUCUUUUCCAUAACGAUAGUUUAAGCCUAAACUAAUUGAUUUCAGAAAUAAAUUAAAAAUCUAGAUGUGCAUAAAUUAAAGGUUUAAAUUGAGUUUAACAGUUUUCAAAAUUUCAAAAACUUCUUUAUAAUUUCCAAACCAAUCGUAAUUUCUUGUUGCUCAUUAUUAAACCUGAUCUAACAUACUAUAAGCAAAUGAUAGAGACAUAUUGAUACUUUCCAUACGAAAAAAUAUUACCUAAUUGAAAUUUACCGUUUUAAUGAAAACCCCUAGUUAAUUAUUGCGUAUGUUUUCGAAAGGAUAAAGUAAACUUGGGAAAAUUGGAACUUUGUUCAGCUCUGCAAACCAUCACGCCAAAAAUCACAUUAGCUAAUCAACGAAUAUUCUAAAAAUCUCACAAUUCAAAAUAGUUCCACAGACUUAAAAGUGACAAACCAAAAACCCGGAAAACGCAAUCAAGUUUUUACCCAGCGCUAAGAACGAAUAAAAUAGAAAACAGACGAUCAUCAAAAUCAUCGCAGGCCAAAGUUGGUGAGCAUGUUUGAAAAAUGAAAAAAAAAAAACUUUAAAAACCUAAGCGCAUACCGAACACUUAAAGUUAAAAACCAAAAAAUCUCUAUAGGCAAAAUAUGACAAUUUUUAAAAAAGUAAUGACUCAAAUUCUAUCGCUAAAAUCAUCAUAUAAUUAAUAAUAUUGAGAACAACAACAAAAAGUUAGAACAAAAAAUUACACCUACAUCUACAUUUUUCAAAAUAAAAAUCUUACAUAGAUACUGACCCUGCCCCGCCAUUUUCACCACCAGAGAAUCAGUCAAAAAAAACCGAAACAAGGAAAAUCUGUAAAGCUUGUUGGAGUAUAUGAACCAAAAGAGUCACCGCUCGCCGGCAUUCACACGGAUUGGCUGUUGGAUUUUCGAAACAACAUGUUGUGUUAGCACCCGAAAAAAACACGAACCCUUUUCGUCAAGUGUUUUUGGGGGAGCAUGAAUAGUAAGAAGACAAAAUUAUGGAAUCAAGAAAAUAAUUAACAAACUAACGAAUUAAAACAUUCACCACAACAUGUCGCUUUUCAUAGUUAAAAU